Messenger RNA from Colletotrichum truncatum, 1368 nucleotides. RefSeq names its product C6 finger domain-containing protein (putative fungal zinc cluster transcription factor). NCBI's taxonomy places the organism in Eukaryota, Fungi, Ascomycota, Sordariomycetes, Glomerellales, Glomerellaceae. The record is from RefSeq and is a predicted model, not a curated record. Gene Ontology annotation, molecular function: zinc ion binding; DNA-binding transcription factor activity, RNA polymerase II-specific. Gene Ontology annotation, biological process: regulation of DNA-templated transcription.
AUGGUCACAAACCGCAUCAGAGUUGUCGAAGGCUCUUGCUGGCCUUGCAAGAAACGCCGCAUCAAGUGCGACCUGACGAAGCCGCGUUGCGUACGUUGUACCAAGAUUGGCGCGGACUGCGAUUUCAGCACUCGUCGCCUUAAAUGGAGCACUCGGCCUACUAUCAAAGCCCCAGCCAUCUACCAAAUCGCUACAAGGGAUGAGCAAUUGGCAUUAUCACUUGCGGCUGAUGAGAAGCGCGCCCUGGACUACUUCCGUCACCGUCUGUGGCCGAUGCUCACGACGGCUCAAGAGCCUUGCGCCGCACCAGUAUUGCAGGCUCUUGAGAACCGCGUCGUGUUGUUGGCGACAUGUGUUAUCGCGGAUGCUCAUAGAGUCCUUCAAGACGGCCGGAACAGCCGGAACCUUCUUCGGAUGAAGCGGUUGGAGUGCCUUGCUGCUGUCCGUGGGGAAUUGUGUGGUGCACAGAUUGACAUGAUCGAUAAAGAGUCGCUCAUGACAUUGCUACUGGCAGUGCUUCUCUUGUAUUUCCACGACGGCUAUCUUGAAUGUGCGCAGUCGUCAGCAUCGACGUUGAGUCAUCAUGGCGGUGUGCGGGCGAUCGUCGAUACCCUCGGCGGCAUCAACACAGUACUCAACACCAGUCAUGAAUCAAUCCACAUGCUGCUCUCCGAAUUUGCAUCAACAGAUCUUACAACGGUCAUGCUAAAAGGGGGCCAUCCGGCUUUUCCGCCAGAAAUUUGGAACACAAUAGACAAUCGAUCCGUAUGGUGGGGAAAAGAUAUUCUAGGUCGGUCUUCGCUCGCUUCGGUUUUCCACCACACGUCGAGAUUAGCUUGGUAUCUCGACUCACUUAGUCGUGGAGAGGUCGAACUCUCCAUGGCUACUGUUCGCGGUUUCGAGACAGCUCUUUCGCCAACGUACGCCAGGAUUAUGGAUACGAGUGGAGGCGCGAGCGACAGCGACUUUGAAUCGAAAGACGAAGCGAAUCACGCCUUUACACUGAUUCGCGCUUUUCAGCAUACGGCUCUUAUAUACAUGUAUCGAGCCAUAUGCGGUUUACCAGUUGGACACUCACUUGUGCAGCAACACGUUCUGCCCUGCUUGGAGUGUAUCCUUGAUAUCAGGCAGCCGGCAAAGGUGCUCAACUGUGUCGUCUUCCCGCUUCUUGUGGCCGGUGCACAUGUUCAAUCUCCAAGACAUCGAAAAGCAGUGCUGGGGCUGGUGCAUGUUAUUCGUGACGAGAUGCGCUUCGCCUCGUUUAAUUCUGUCAGCGACGUCUUGACUGGUAUCUGGAAAGAAGGUCAGGAGGAUGUCACAUGGUUCAGCAUGUUUUCCGAGUUAGCAGCGGAUGCGAUUGUACUUUGA